Pecten maximus is the source of this 2641-nucleotide messenger RNA. Its product is annotated as DNA polymerase alpha subunit B-like. Bases 53 to 1873 code for a protein of 606 amino acids. Gene Ontology annotation, cellular component: alpha DNA polymerase:primase complex. Gene Ontology annotation, biological process: DNA replication initiation; DNA replication. The transcript is spliced from 15 exons. NCBI's taxonomy places the organism in Eukaryota, Metazoa, Mollusca, Bivalvia, Pectinida, Pectinidae. The record is from RefSeq and is a predicted model, not a curated record. Gene Ontology annotation, molecular function: DNA binding.
AAAGAAUAAAUUUUUGACAAGGCGGGAGGAGAAGAAAAAAGAAAAAGAAGAAAUGGCAUCAGACGAAGAUCUGAAGGAUGAAUUUUCAAUUUUUGGUGUAGAGCUUGAAAAUCAAGAUGUUAUAGAUAAAUUAAAGGAGUUGUGUGUGUUGUACCGACUGGAUGCAUCAAAAAUCAGUACAGAAUGGAUAGCUUUCUACAAUACAAAGACGACCAAGGGAAACCUGACUCUCAGCUGCGAGGUGUUAGAUCUGUUUGACAGAGAGAGACUCAACAAAAAGACUCCCCGGACACCACAAGUCAAGAAAAAGUCUGGCCCAACAGUGUAUGAUGUCAACACGGUUCAGAAUGGUAUUGAUGAGAAUGAGGCUGUUGAACUUUACAAUGCUUACUCUGGAAAUUCUACACCAUCCAACACCAAAAAGGUGGCCGUUUCACAAAAACGACAGUUGACUCCAGAUAACCCACCAAUGAAACGAUUCACCAACAGUGUCCGUAGUCCAAUGGUUCCCUUCUCUCCAGCCAGCUUCUCUCCGGGGAUAACUCCCUCGAAGAAGUUCAGCUCUAGGUCGAAUGCUGGUGAAAGCGUUGCUGCACUUGGGGUCAAUGACAACACUGACUGGAAGGGUCAAGGUCAUGAUGUGCAUAUAGCUUAUUACGAUCCCAGAAAUGCUAUGGAACCACACUUUAAAUACAUGUUUCAAAAGUUAACUGAAAAAGCAAAUGUUCUGAAUGACAUGAUUGAGGACCUAGCGAAACAGCUCCGAGACCAUUAUAAGAUAGAGGAUCUGUCCCACGUAGCUCUACCAGUCCAGGAGACUGUCACUGUUGUGGGGCGUAUUGGCUGUGAUAGUAUUGGCAAGCUGAAUGCCAAGUCUGUGAUACUUGAGGGCUCCCAGGAGACAUCUGCAGGCAGGUGUAUCCCAGUUGAUCUGACUGAGCUCCAGGAAUUUUCACUUUUCCCAGGGCAGAUUGUUGCAAUGGAGGGUAUCAACAAUACUGGACAGAAGUUUAUUGCUAAGAAAUUACAUCAGGGUGUUAGCCUUCCUCUACCAGAUGUAGCUGUAAAGUCUGAAGCAGGAAAGCUGAGUGUAAUUGUGGCCACUGGGCCCUUCACAACCUCUGAUAAUUUGGCAUAUGAACCUCUGGCAGACCUCUGUAAAUACCUGAACAGGGACUGCCCAGAUAUCUGUAUAUUGCUUGGUCCAUUUGUUGAUGUAAAGAACGAUCAAGUUGAGAAAGGAAAUUGCACAACCUCAUUUGAUGACCUUUUCUGGAUGCAAAUGAAAAGUCUCAGUGACAUUGCAGACAACUGUGGCUGCAAGUUUAUAAUUGCACCAUCCUACAGAGAUGUUCACCAUGACUAUGUGUAUCCCCAGCCUCCAUUUGAUCCGAAGAACCUCAAGCAAAAUUUAUCCAAGAACCUGCAUUUCAUGCCAGAUCCAUGUACUGUGUGUGUUGACAAUGUUGUAUUUGGCAUCACCUCCACAGACAUCCUUAUGCAGCUUGGAGCUGAGGAAAUCUCCUGCAAUAUUCCUGGAUCUACAGAUCGCCUAGGACGACUAACACAACAUCUUCUUACCCAGAGGAACUACUAUCCACUCUGUCCACCAGCUGAUGAAGUAAACAUUGACUACAAAUACUUUGAAGACAAAGGAAGGAUCCCCGUCACUCCACACAUACUCAUUGUACCAUCUGAUCUGAAACAGUUUGUGAAAGAUAUUCAAGGAUGUUGUUGUAUAAACCCAGGGCGACUCUCGAAGGGACAAAACGGGGGUACCUACUGCCGGCUCGUAAUACAAACAGAUCAACUGUCACAGAGUACUAACUCCUCAGUCAUACCUCACCUGUCAGCACAGGUCCUCCGAGUCUAAUACUACUGACCUGGUGUCACAGUACAAACUCUGACGAGUCUGAAACAAAAUACUGACCAGGUGUCGCACUACAAACUCCGACGAGUCUUACACAGACCCAGUGUUACAGAACAAACUCCUCUUCAGUCAUGAAUACCUCACCUGUCAGCACAGGUCCUCCGAGUCUAAUACUGACCAGGUGUCACAGUACAAACUCCGACAAGUCUGAAACAGACCCUGUGUUACACAACAAACUCCUCUUCAGUAAGAGCUCACCUGUCAACACAGGUCAUUCGAGUCUAAUACUGACCAGGCGUCGCAGUACAAACUGCUCCGUAUCUGAUACAGACCCAGUGUUACAAUACAAACUCCUUAGUCACCCCUCGCCUAUAGACACAGGUGUUCAUUUGUCUCCAAGAGUCUAAUAUACACAGACGAAUUGUUUCGAAAACGAAUACCGCACUAAGACAGAUGCCAUCUUUGUAACAAAUAACACUCUUGUGACAUGUGUUGUGUAUUGUACUAUUUGGUGAAAUGUGUUGUGUAUUGUACUAUUUGGUGAAAGGUCUUCUUCUUUUGUAUUGUUUCCAAAUUAUGGGGUUGAGGGGUUCGGACUCAACUGAUAUAAAGAUGUUUUAACCAAUUAAUGUAUAUUUUAUGUACAUUUUAUAAGAUGUUAAUGAUGAGUCUGAUAUUAGGGGUUGUAUUACAGUUCAACAUAUGUUAUGUAAUGUUUAUGUAAUUGAAUGUUUAAAGUUGAAAUAAUAUCAAUAAAUGACAUGAAUUUUA